Messenger RNA from Prunus armeniaca (apricot), 906 nucleotides. The record is from the annotation of a GenBank genome assembly. Lineage: Eukaryota; Viridiplantae; Streptophyta; Magnoliopsida; Rosales; Rosaceae.
AUGGAAGAGUCACCAUAUGGUUCAAGAAGGCGAGACGAGACAGAUUUCAGUUUGAGAGAAUGGGCUGUGAAGGCUAGAAUCAGCCGUGAAAACACAAAUUCCAGAAGGUUUUCAGCUUCAUAUGUUAGAAGCUUCAGAGAGGACACAAGGUCUUUCAGAUCAAACAUAACCAUCUCUAGUACUGCUUCUUCUCCUGGCUAUAACUUAAGAGACGAAAUCGACCCGGCAACCUACUCAUUCACCACUGCCCUCAAAGCAUUGCAGGCAAGGUCAGCAUAUCAUAGUUGGGAAUCUUUGUCACCAGAUGGGUUUGCUUUGAAUUCUAAGUGGAAUGAAGCAGAGAAAUAUAUAUGCAACCCUCUAUCAGGGCAGGUUCCAAUGGAGUGUUUAUCUGCAAAAACACUUAGUGGAAGAUCGUUUCGAAACAUAACCAAUAGAAUUACACUGUCUGCACCUCUUGUUUACUCUUCCCACUCAAGACCAAUUCAUGCCAAGCCUUCUUCUAAUCCUGCAAAAGAAGAUUUUGUUUGUCAGUUUCCAAUUCCAGAGAAGAAAAGAGAAGGCACGACCAGAGAUGUGGGGACUCAAAGCACACCUCCUGAUAUGAGUUCAAGUAGUCCUCCUAGCUCUGCUUCAACCCCUUCAAUCAUAGAGAGAUCGUUAAACCGAUUCCGAGUAGGAGACUCGCCUAAAUCAAAUGCAAAAUUAAAAUCUGAUGAAGAGGUGGAAGUGAAAGAUACAAGAGAGCAAGAAGAAACAAAAAGAGAAAAGGAAGAGAGAAAGAAAAGGGAUGAUGAGCAACAGCACAGGCAAGGUGGGUGCUUGUCAUGGAUGAGAAAAAGGUACAGAGAAAAACACAAACCAAGAAAGAAGAAUAUCUUUCUUUCUCAUCUCAAAGGGUGCUGA